Molecule: messenger RNA, 1587 nt
Organism: Rotaria sordida
Lineage: Eukaryota; Metazoa; Rotifera; Eurotatoria; Philodinida; Philodinidae
Source: the annotation of a GenBank genome assembly
AUGAAUUCAAGUAAUUUUACAAAUAUUUAUAAUGAAAAUGAUAUUUUAAUUAAUCUGAUGGAAAUAACAAAUCCAUGUCCAAAUCAACGUGCUAUUUCUCGACCAUUAUUAUUUGUUCAUAAUUAUUCAUUGUUUGUUUUUGGUUCAAUAUUAAAUAUUCUUGCAUUUAUUGUUCUUAUGCAACGUUCAUUACGUUGUCAUUCAACAUUUGCUUAUUUAGCAUUUUUAUCUUUAUCAAAUGGUUUAUUAUCAUUAGUACGUUUUAUACAAUGGAUGUUAACAUAUUAUAUACAUAUAUAUUUUGAAAAUAAUUUAUAUACAUGUCGUUUUUAUCAUUUUACAUUAGAUUUUUUAACACAUUUUAGUUUAUAUACAUUAAUAUGUGUUAAUAUUGAUCGUGCACGAACAGUAACACAAAAUCGACCACAAAGAAAAUUUUCAAAAUCAGCAUUUCAUAUGGUUUUAAUUAAAGAAUUUAUUCUUGCUAUUAUUUUAUGUGUUUAUCAUUCUCAUUGGCUUAUCAAAUUUGGUCAUAAAGUUUCUAAUGGUCAAGUACAACAAACAAUUUGUCAUUAUGAUCAAAAUCGAACAACAUCAACAUAUUUUUAUUUUCUUUCAACAAUCUAUCCACUAUUCGAAUUAAUUAUAUUUUUUUCUCUUCCUCUUUUAAUUAAUCUUAUAUGUACAAUUCUUAUUGUACGAAGUUUACAUUUUAAAAUGCGUACAGCUAAACGUUUUACUCCAACAAAUUCUACAACGAAUAAUUCACAACAAAAAAAUCUAUAUAAACGAAUUCAAGAAAUAUUUUCUUGUUUAAUUCCACAAACAACAACUAAAUCAAAUAUAUAUUCAUGUUUUUGUUUUCAAAUUCAAUGUCGACGUCAUACAGAAUUACGUUUAGAAAUUGGUCGAACUAAACAAAGUUUAAUAAAAUAUGAAGAAGAAAAUGAUUCAAAUGAACGACGACAAUCAACAACAUUAACAAGUUGUUUAUCACAAGAUGGUACACAAAUAAUAGCAACAACAACAACAACAACAACAACCACUUCAACAAUAUUAAAUAAAAAUCAUCGUAGUAGACGUAUACGUGAUAUACAUUUAUCGGCAAUGCUUAUUGCAUUAAAUAUUUUAUAUUUAAUAUUUAAUUUACCAUUUAAUUUUCAUCAAACAUUUGGAAGAAAAUUUUAUAAAAAUAAUACAGAUGACUGUAUUAUGAAAUUUACACAUCUUUUACUUGAUAUAUUACAACAAACAUAUUUUUCAACAAAUUUUUUUCUAUAUGUUUUAACAAAUCGACGUUUUAGAGAAGAAUUUUAUACUACAAUCAGAAGAUUAUUUUCAAAUCAACAACAAUAUUCAUUACAAAAAAGUAUUGAACGAAGAAAAAAACUAAGUUUAAGUAACAAUGCAUCAACAGCAUUUGUUACUAGUUACAAUAAUGAUUCUCAAAUUAGUCCAGUACCAAUUCGACAGAAUCAAGAUAAUAUUCUUUGUGAUAUAGAAGUAUCACCAAUACAACAACAAACAAUUCUUGCACACUAUGAAAACAAUACAAUCAUGUCGAAGACAGUUAUAUACAAAGACUAA